AUGGGAAGUGAUGAAAGAAAACCACUUUUAUCAAUUAAUGAUGGUGAUGAUGAUUUUAAUCAUCAAGAUGUAUCAACAAAAACACCACCAAUUAAAAAAGAAUCAUUAUCUAAUAAAUUUAAAAGUUUUUUAAAAAAAUCAAUGACAAAAGAAACUCUUCCAAUUUUAAUAUAUGUUUUAUUAUAUAUUAUUUCUGGUGUUAUUAAUGUUGUUUUAUUAAAAAAACUUAUGAUUAAAUUUGUAAAUUAUGGUUUUUUCCUUAGUCAAAUAACAAAUUAUGGUUAUUUACCAAUUUUUUUAGUUGCAAUGUGGUAUAAAAUGUAUUGUACAAGUGAUGUACCAAAAGAAACUAGAAAUUUUCCACAAUAUAAAUUUGUGAUAAUGGGAUUAUUGGAUGCAAUUAAUGGUUUUUUCGUUGUGAUUGGUGGUGUUUCAACAUCGGGUCCAUUGCAACAGUUAUUGAAUCAAGCUAUUAUUCCAUUCACAAUGAUUGCAUCAUUUAUAUUUUUAAGAGAACGUUAUUCAUUAUUUCAAUUGGGUGGAGCAGCAGUGAUUUUAGGUGGUGUUAUAGUUUCAUUGAUUCCAUCAUUGGUUGGUGGUUCCUCUGGUGGUAAUAUUUUAUUUUAUAAUUUUUUUUACUUAAUUUCAGUUAUUCCAGGUGCACUUUCAAAUGUUUAUAAGGAUAUAGCUUUUCAAUCGAUUGAUAUGGAUGUUUGGUAUUUACAAUUCUGGGAUUGUCUUUAUCAAUCUUUAUUUGGUAGUAUUCUAUUCCCAGUUAAUAAUUGGUUACCACCACCAGCAACUAUUAAAUUCACUGAAAUUAUACCAUCUAUGAGAGAUGGUGCAUUAUGUUUAGGUGGUAAAAAUACUAUUUUACCAAUUUUUAAUGGUACAACAUCAACAUUGGCAUUUGGAUCAUGUGGUAUUAAUGAUAAUUUUGUUUGUGAUGAUUGUCAUAAUACAUGGAUUAUAGUUUUAAUUUAUAUGACAGUUAAUAUCGCUUAUAAUAUUUUCAUUUUAUUAGUAUUGAAACAUGCUGGUGCAACCGUUUAUUCAAUUGCAAAUACUGUGAUUUUACCAUUAACAAAUAUUUUCUUUUCAAUUCAUUUCAUUAUGGGUGCUGCAACUACACCAUUCUCUGCUUUAUCAGUUGCUGGUUUACUUUUAAUUCUAUUUGGUUUAGGUGGUUAUCGUAUUGGUUCAAUGAUUAAAAAACCACCUCCAGAUUCAAAGAAAGAUUCAGAACAACAAGGUGGUGAAGGAGGUGCUGGUGAUGGCGAUUCAUCUGAUAAUAAAAAUAAUUUAGGUGAUAGUGCUGAAAUUCCUCAACAAAUUCAACCAAAGACUCAAUUACAUUUAAGAAAUCAAUUCUUUGGUAGAUUAGGUAUUGAUAUACCUGAAUCAAGAUAUAGAGCUACAAAUAUUAUUAAUAAUUAA
Dictyostelium discoideum AX4 is the source of this 1437-nucleotide messenger RNA. RefSeq lists its product as hypothetical. Bases 1 to 1437 code for a protein of 478 amino acids. The transcript has 3 exons. NCBI's taxonomy places the organism in Eukaryota, Evosea, Eumycetozoa, Dictyosteliales, Dictyosteliaceae. Gene Ontology annotation, molecular function: xenobiotic transmembrane transporter activity. The record is from RefSeq and is a predicted model, not a curated record. Gene Ontology annotation, biological process: xenobiotic transport. Gene Ontology annotation, cellular component: vacuolar membrane.